ACUGGCUGACUGUACUAAGUCAGACUAACGCAGACCCCGAUGGCAAGUGUGAGUAGUUACACGGAUCGUCACGGGAGGACAAGCCAUCUCGGGGUACAAUGACGUGGGCUUUUUUGUUAUCGGGCCAAGCUGCUGCUGCUGUUUUGGAGAAAUGAUGGACGAGAAAAUGAUUAACCGGUCUGGCAGCUGGGAUGUGUGUCACUAUCAGAGCCGUCACUGUCAUUGUGUGUUCAGGACAGUAGGUGAAGGUCUGAAUGAAGGACAGGCCCCCCACGCCAAACAAAAGUCCGCACAACAUUAGAUCAAGACAGAGAGGACAGACAAUGUGCAGGAACACUGGCUGUGACAGCAUUUUAAAGGACCACAUUUCCUCUUAAACUACAUUAGUCCUAAAAGCAUUUCUUGGCUCAGGCGGUCCAGUCCGGCAGCGCCGUAGAGCAGCAGCAUGACAGCUGUGACAAUGUUGAGCUCUGAGGAAGCAGUCACACUCUGAUCCAGCAGGACCAAGAAAUCUCUAUUGAAUCAACAGAAAUAGCGGCGGUGAACGCAGCAUUCACACGCCGAGGGACUGAACCGUUCCUUCAUCCCUCACCUCCUCAUCCUCCACUUUGGCUGCAUCUUCAGCAGCUGCAGAGGAACGUAAUCAGAUCUUGGAGUAAUCCAACACCUGGCUCUCCCACAACCUGCAGGACUAACUCAGAGCUCCUCCACCAAAGUUGUGGCGAUGGCGUCAGCAGCUCUGGAGCUGAUGGGCUUCUUCUUGGGACUCCUGGGGAUGCUGGGUACCCUCGUCGCCACAUUGUUGCCAUACUGGCAGAUUUCUGCGCACAUCGGCUCCAACAUUGUCACUGCGGUGAUCAACAUGAGGGGCCUGUGGAUGGAGUGCGUCUAUCAGAGCACUGGUGCCUUCCAGUGUGAGACCUACAACUCGAUGCUGGCCCUGUCGUCUGACCUGCAGGCCUCUCGAGCUAUGAUGGUCAUCUCUCUAGUCUUAUCUUUCCUUGCUAUUCCCAUGGCAACCCUGGGGAUGCAGUGCACUCUUUGCUUGGAGAGCUCAGGCUCGGGUAAGAGUCGCGUGGCAGGCACGGGAGGAGGAUUAUUUCUUGCUGCGGGCUUCCUGGCUCUCAUACCUGUAGCGUGGACCACCCAUGAGGUGGUCCAGACUUUCUACCGCCCAAACAUCCCAAGCGGCAUGAAGUUUGAGCUGGGUGAGUGCCUGUACCUCGGUCUGGCCUCGGCAUUCGUCUCCAUGUUGGGUGGAGGGAUGCUGUGUGUUUCGUGCUGCGAAGAGCAGGACGGCGGCCGUGGGAGACGACACGGAGGAGGGUACCCAUAUCCUGUGGGAGGUGGCAUGCCUGGCCCCGGGGUCCGGACAACCUCACAGACCUACCCCAACCCCACACUACAACUGGGGGGCGUCGGCGCAGCCAGCAGGGGACAAACGCUGGUCCGCAAUACGAGUGGGAGCCUAAGGUCGAGCAACCAUGGAGUCCAGGGAGUUAAGAAGCCCACUGCGGCAGGAUAUGACAUCACAGGAUAUGUAUGAUGUCAUUCCAUCACUCCUUUAAACACAGCACCCACUAAUCCCAGUUCAGGUCGAUGGAUUCAAAUACAUGUAUGUGCUCUUUUUAAGUAAAGCUAGUCAAAGUAGGAAAGGAAACAUGAUGACAACCACACAGUUACACAAUGUCAGACUAUUUUAAUAACAGUGAUAGUUUUUGUUUUGCAUAUUCAAGUUUCGGUUGUAUAAUAAUUCUUUCAUUAUUAUGAUCAUUAUAAUCAUUUUUUUCAUCAUUGUUUGGGGCUCACAUGCAAUUAGACAAUCUAAUGCACAUCAGUGACUUUCUGAGAUCUGAAAGAAUGAGUUUCCUCCUUUCAGUGAUUUUCAUCUUCUUUACUGUGCCCGUCUUUCUUAUUUCUAUUUCCCUCCUCAUGUUACCUUUCACAACAAAAUGCAGCUCAGGCCUUCGAUGUGUCUUUGCGCACUUCCUGUCUUAUAAAUGUCAGUAAAAACUGUCAGUAAAAGGCCAAUACAGCCAUAAAACCUUAGAAAAUCCCAACCACUACGACCACUA
Messenger RNA from Cololabis saira (Pacific saury), 2075 nucleotides. It is a transcript of the gene cldn2, whose product is annotated as claudin 2. Gene Ontology annotation, biological process: bicellular tight junction assembly; cell adhesion. Lineage: Eukaryota; Metazoa; Chordata; Actinopteri; Beloniformes; Belonidae. Gene Ontology annotation, molecular function: structural molecule activity. The record is from RefSeq and is a predicted model, not a curated record. Gene Ontology annotation, cellular component: plasma membrane; bicellular tight junction. The transcript is spliced from 3 exons. The coding region runs from base 725 to 1546 and encodes 273 amino acids.